AUGGCAGAUCCAUCACAAUUCGCAGGCAGGUGCGGCAGGCACAGCAGCAGCAGCAACAACAACAACAAAGGCAGAACAUCACCCUGCGCAGGCAGGGGUCGGCAGGCACAACAACAACAACAACCAAUGCGGAACAUCACCCUACGCAGCAAGGGGCAGCAGGCAGAACAACAACAAAGGCAGAACCAUCACGAUUCGCAGGCAGGGGAGGCAGCAACAACAACAACAACAACAACAACAACAACCAAGGCAGAACCUUCUCAAUUUGCAGGCAGGGGCGGCAGGCGCAACAACAACAACAACCAAGGCGUAGCAUCACCCUGUGCAGGUAGGGGCGGCAGGCACAACAACAACAACGAAAGCAGAACCAUCACAAUUCGCAGGCAGGAGCGGCAGGCACAACAACAACAUCAACCAAGGCAGAACCAUCACGAUUCGCAGGCAGGGGUCGGCAGGCACAACAACAACAACAACAACAACCAAGGCGGAACCAUCAUGAUUCGCAGGCAGGGGCAGCAGGCAGAACAACAAUAA
Podarcis lilfordi (Lilford's wall lizard) is the source of this 534-nucleotide messenger RNA. The record is from the annotation of a GenBank genome assembly. NCBI's taxonomy places the organism in Eukaryota, Metazoa, Chordata, Lepidosauria, Squamata, Lacertidae.